This is a messenger RNA of Durusdinium trenchii, 2500 nucleotides long. NCBI's taxonomy places the organism in Eukaryota, Dinophyceae, Suessiales, Symbiodiniaceae. The record is from the annotation of a GenBank genome assembly.
UCCGAACACGCAAAAACAAGUUUUCACUUCCCAGACUCAGUUUCCAGCUAUCUCCAGCUUGCUGGUUAUCCACAGGAAGUACAUAUGAGAGUAAAUUGGACUAUCCUCGACCAUGCUUUUCGCGGUUCUUACGAAGGAACACAAAGUCAUUGUUCAGCACUUUGUCCAACUUCCAAAACUCAUUCAGAAAUCCUCCAGAUCUGUUUGCCGGAACGCAACAUCAUACGUACAAAGUCUCUCCAGUCUCCAGUGAUAAAGAGGAAGAAGAAACGGAUAUCUCCACUGGUGUCAUUUCGGAUGUUGGCUCAAGGUGUUGCUGACCGCACACGUUGCAUGUCAUGGCCAUGUUGGGCCUCUCCUGGACUGCGGGGCGGGCUGUGCCGAAGAGUGCGGCAGCUGCUGAGAGGUGCCAGCGGGACACCUCAAGAUGAGGAGCCUGUGGUGAUCUUCCCGUGGAAUCCACUUCGAACAGAUAAGACUCAAUGGAACAAGGAAGAUGAGGCCUUCGGAAUUCUCCACUCGUCCAGGUCGUCCCUUUGGCAACAGACUUUGCACCUGGCCUUGGAGCGAACCAGUGAAACGCCGAACGCUUCGUGGUCGAAGCGUCAGCAGCUGGUGACGUUGAAUGUGGCGAUGGCGGCGUGCAAGAGCUGUAGCCAGUGGCAGCAGGUCCUGGGGCUUUUGGACCUGAUGCCCCAGCUGGAGCUCCAACCGGACCACGUGAGCUGCAAUGCUGCCAUCAGCUCCUGCGACCGCUGGGUCUUCGCCCUACACAUCUUCGCCACGAUGCACCAGAUGUCGGUGCGCCGGGACGUGAUCAGCUUCAACGCGACGAUUCGCGCGUGCGCGCGGAAGCAGCCGAAGCAGUGGCGCCAGGCUUUAGGCCUUUUGUCAGCCAUGGCCAAAGAGAACAUCCAGCCCAGUAUCAUCAGCUUCAACACCGCUCUGAACGCCUUUGACCACCGCCACUGGCCAUGGAGUUUGGCGCUCCUGAGCACUGCCCUGGAAAGACGCUUGGUGCCGGAGACCGUGACCCUGAACGCGAUGCUGGCGGUCUGUAGGGAAGGCCGCUGGGUUGCAGAACAACCACACCCAUACAGAACACUGGCAGAAGUGCAAUCAUACGAAAACACUGGUACUGUGGAACUUCGCAGUCUUAAGACUCCCUCCUUGUCGCAUCCAAAAGUUCUGAAGAGGAGAUGAAUCCCUUGAAAGUCCAAGUCCAAAAUCUGUUGGAAGCAGCUCCAGGCUGGGCCUCACUACUUGACUUGUGUACAAAGGUAGAGAUGGCUCUCAUAAAGGUCAAAAUGAUGACCAGUUUAAUGUCCCCAUCGCCUCCUUUCGUGCUUUCCUGAGAUCCUACUAUAGUCACUAUAGUCCAUGUGUUUCAUUCUCCGUUUGCGCAGGACUUUGAUCGUGUUUGAUUUUGAGGGCGGAAGGAACAGGUCCAGGAAGGUCCGCGUGGCUGAACUCUGCUGAUUUGAGGCGGGCUUUGGCCACAAGCAAUUGAGAUUUGGCAGGACAUGUGGAAGAUGAAGGUGACGGCAAACUUGGUGACCUACAACACCAUCAUCAGUGCCUGUGAAAAAGAUGGAGAAUGGCAAGGGGCUUUGAGCAUUUUGAGUACCAUGCUUGGAGCCCAAGUGCAGCCAGAUGUGAUAAGCUACAGCGCAGCCAUCAGUUCCUACGAGAAGACGGGAAGAUGGCAGCAAGCGUUGCGUUUGUUUGCAGACAUGUUUGAGGCAAAGCUUGUGCCCGACAUCGUGAGUUUUAGUACAACCAUUAGCUCUUGUGCUCGAGUUGGGAGAUGGCAGCACGCAAUGGGCUUGCUAGAGGUCAUGUCGCAGUUAUCCACUCGGAUGAAUGUGGUUGCCUUCAAUGCGCUCAUUAGUUCCUGUGAGAAAAGUGGGCAAUGGCAGCGGGCCGUAAACCUGCUUGAGGUCAUGACAAAGGAGAAGAUUCCUCCAGAUGUUGUGAGCUGUAGCUCAGCGAUCAGUGCUUGUGAGAAGAGCGCCUCAUGGCAACAGGCAAUCAGCUUGUUGGGGGCGAUGCCCAGGAUGACGGUGCGGCCAAAUGUUUUUAGCUUCAACGCCACCAUCAGUUCCUGUGAAAAGACUGGGCAGUGGCAGCCCGCUUUGUGUUUGUUUGAAGCAAUGCCCGCGGCAAAAAUUCAGCCAGACAUCAUCAGCUUCAAUGCAUCCAUCAGCUCUUUUGAGAAGGGGCAAGGCUGGCAGUUGGCCCUGAAUCUGUUUCACACCAUGCCCAAGUCCCAAGUUCAACCUGACUUAGUUAGCCACAGUGCUGUCAUCAGUGCUUGCCACAGAGGGAGUCAAUGGCAGCAGGCACUGAUUUUUUUGGAAGGCUACAAGGCUUUGGUGGGCAGAGCCCAUCAUAAGAGCAGGCAUUUGGCAAAAAUGCACAUGAUUGGAGGGUGUUUGAUGUCCUCAAAUUGCAGUGCACAUCAUCCGUGGCUGCUCUUUGUUGCAGAUCUGCAGAUCAG